Messenger RNA from Lactuca virosa, 969 nucleotides. The record is from the annotation of a GenBank genome assembly. Lineage: Eukaryota; Viridiplantae; Streptophyta; Magnoliopsida; Asterales; Asteraceae.
AUGGUAAAGUUUACAACACGCUUGAGGAGAAGGAGAAGAGGUUUCAGAUCUUCAAAAGACAACCUCAAGCACAUAGAAGACCACAACUCCGGGGGUAAACAUUCCUACAAGCUUGGACUCAACAAGUUCUCAGAUCUGACCAAGGAAGAGUUCCAGUUAGGCUACACCGUCGCCAAUAUUCCUAAACGGAAACUGUCUAACAAUAAGGUGACAACGAGUACUCCCCGCUAUUCUCUUCUUUCCGAUGAUGAUGUGCUGCCUGAUUCCGUUGACUGGAGGACCAAAGGUGCCGUUGCCCCCAUCAAAAAUCAACAAAAAUGUGGGGGCGAUUAUGCAUUCUCAGCUAUCGCAGCAGUAGAAGGGAUAAACCAGAUCGUGACAGGUGAUCUGAUCACACUAUCAGAACAACAAAUCAUUGAUUGUGAUACUGAUGAUACAGUUAACAAUGGAUGCAAUGGUGGUUUUUAUACUGAUGCUUUUACCUUCAUCAUAAAAAAUGGCGGUAUAGACACUGAAGAAGACUAUCCGUUCACGGACGAGUCGGAUUUAAAAUGCAAGAAAAACACAAAAGUUGUUUCCAUUGAUGGUUAUGCAGAUGUUCCGGUGAACAACGAGACAGAAUUAAAGAAGGCCGUUGCAAACCAGCCUAUAGCUGUUGCUCUUAAACUCAAAAUGGAUGAUUUCCAGUCAUACACUGCGGGUAUCGAUGGUGAUUGUGGAUCCGAACUGAGCUUAAGUUUAGUUAUAGUUGGCUACGGGACUGAAAAUAGUGAAGACUACUGGCUAUUGAGGAACGCAUGGGGUACAAAUUGGGGGGACGAAGGCUACAUAAAAUUGAAACGCAAUGUAAAUGAGAUAACCGGUAAAUGUGGGAAUAGCCGAAUUGGCAUCUUACCCGAUCAAAACCAGUCAGAACCCAUCAAACCCCACAGGGGAAGAGAGAAAAGAAAACGGCCAUUGAUCAUGUGA